AUGAAGUUCUUCAUUUUUGCCUGCCUGGUGGUUGUUGCUCUGGCAAAGCAUGAAAUGAAGGAUAAGUCCUCCAGUGAGGAAUCACCUGCCAGCAUCUACCCAGGAAAGUCUAAGCUGGACAAUAGCGUGUUCUUCCAAACAACUCAGGAUUCUGCUAGCAGUUCAUCCAGUGAGGAAUCUUCCGAGGAAGUCAGUGAGAAAAUUGUACAGUCUGAAGAACAGAAGAUCAACCUAAACCAGCAGAAAAAAUUCAAGCAAUUUUCCCAGGAGUCUUCCUUUUCCCAAUGUUGCACACCUCUUCACCAGCAGCAGCAGCAGCAGCAGAGCAGUGUGAACCAGUGGCCCCAGCCUAAUGCCAUCCAUAACAUUCCCAUCCAGGAAUCCAUCAGCACCUCUGUGGAGGAAAUCCUGAAGAAGAUUAUUGAUAUGAUCAAGUACAUCCAAUAUCAACAGGUCACCACCUCCCAACUUCCCCAAGCUCUUCAUCCUCAGAUACCUGUGAGCUACUGGUACACCAGUAACGAUUACAGCUUCCCAAAUGCUCACUAUAUGAGAUUCUACUAAGAUUCCUAAAUAACUGCUGCUACCUAGCUAUAGGCUUGAGUAGAAAAUUGGUUUCUUCAUGGUUUCCCCAUCAUUGCAUCAACUCCUACUACUAACAUUCCCUAAGAUGCUUCUUGAAAAGACGACAAUAUUGAGCCAGAAGAAGAGAGAGUGGGAUAGUUUCUGUAUUGUUUGUAAUCUUUUUGGAUUGAGUUGUGUGUUCCAGCUUUGGACUAUGGAGCGUUAUUAACUGCAUUGUUUAAUUGAAGUCUUUUCAGUACUACUUCUGAGAUAAGAACCAAAAUAUCUCUCGCCAAGACAUUAAAGUUUUAAACGCA
Messenger RNA from Mus caroli (Ryukyu mouse), 881 nucleotides. Its product is annotated as alpha-S2-casein-like A. Gene Ontology annotation, molecular function: protein homodimerization activity; zymogen binding. Gene Ontology annotation, cellular component: extracellular region. NCBI's taxonomy places the organism in Eukaryota, Metazoa, Chordata, Mammalia, Rodentia, Muridae. The record is from RefSeq and is a predicted model, not a curated record.